GCAGUUGGUAUAUAAGAAAGUGAGGAUCGCUUUUUAAUCAGUGUGACACCGAGUGUUCAACUGAAUACAUCUCCUUUUCCUGUAUUUUUUUUUUGGUUGAGUCAAAAGUCAAGAAAAAAUCAUGAAAACGAUUGUGUGCUUAUUUGCCUUGAUCGCAGUCAUUGCUGCUAGUGUUGUUCAAAUGCCAAUCCCCGCUCCAGCGUUGACUAGGAGAGCGAGAGCCGCGGAAAACCCUCAGGAGAACGAUCCGACGCCGGUUGCAGAGGCCAAUGCGGAUGACAUGGAAGGUGCAGAAACGUUCGGAUUCGGCUAUCAUAAGCAUAUUCACUUGGUGCCAUCGUACGGUGGUUAUUAUGGCGGAGGAUAUCCCUACUACGGAGGAUAUGGCGGUGGAUAUGGUGGCUACGGUGUUUAUCCAUAUGCUUAUGGCUAUCCUUAUUACUAUUGAUGAAACAAAAUGCUGAUUGUGAGUAACGUGCAAUACAACAAAGUCGACAAACUUUAUUUUAAACUGUGUAAAGCUCCACCUCUAACUGCUGUCAGUGCCAAACGAAAAAUAAUCUAAAAACGAAUUUUAAUUAUAA
Messenger RNA from Wyeomyia smithii (pitcher-plant mosquito), 584 nucleotides. RefSeq lists its product as uncharacterized. NCBI's taxonomy places the organism in Eukaryota, Metazoa, Arthropoda, Insecta, Diptera, Culicidae. Bases 122 to 448 code for a protein of 108 amino acids. The transcript is spliced from 2 exons. The record is from RefSeq and is a predicted model, not a curated record.